AUGCCUCACCUAUCUUACUCACUGGCAGCAGCCUCCUUGCUCGUAACAUUCAUUGUCACCGUUCUUAGUGGUAUCUGCUAUGCAACCUCAAAAGCAUCGCCCGAUGUGGCCUCCACUAUCCUAAGUGCAGUAAGCUGCAUGGCUUUGAUUGCCCUUGGUCUACUGCACCACCAAAAUAUCCAAACGGGCCGCCGACUAUGGAUAUGUUUCGCUGGCGGAUAUCUACUCAUUGCCGCUGCAGCAUCUGCCGGAGCAAUGGCAACGAGUCCUCAAGCCUCGGUCUUUGUGGUUCGCUCUGUGUUCUGGGCACUAUCAGUGUUCGCACAGGGCCUAUACUGUGGAUUCCUCGCGAUGACACUAGCCCAGGAGAAAUCCAACCCUCAAUGGCCGCGUGCCUACUCACAAGAGGUUCACUCCCAAGAGCUCAAGGAUAUCCCACAAAGCCCUAAUUUUCUCCCACCGCCCCCUCGAGUAUGCGACUUGUCCGAGCUAUUCGAACCCAAAAGAUCCUCACUCCGCAAAUUCCCUCGACGGUCCAGCCGCUACUCAGACACAACACUCUGUCCUACAAGCACAAAGGAAGAAAAGAACGUCUGCAUCGACACAAGCUCCUCAACACACACUUCACCAAGUCCAUCCCCGACACGGGCAGGAUGCCAGACACACUCCCAGACCGGGACACUCGCCCCCUCCUCCGAGGCACACACAGCAUCCGUAGCAUGUCCAGCCUACGCCGCAAUCCCCCCAGCUGCACUCCCCUUAGACAGUCGAGUACAUCCACCAAUGCCCUCGCCAACAGCAUCAACAAUCCGCAUCGACUCCCCAACACAGUCCAGCUCGAACAAUCCCACGUGGGAGUAUAACCCAUUCAGCGAGAACAACAUCCACCCUCUCUUCCGCUCAACAAGCCCCUGUCCAUCCCCAACCUUUGCCCCGGGCACGAUGGUUAAAGCCUCGCCGAGCGCAGGACAAACCAUCACGGCGGGGACGAUCACACGCAUGAGAUCUGCUCGCUCCCUCCGCGACCAGGCCAUGCGUGCGCCUUCCCCAUUGCCUGGGUCGGAGUCGGAGGAGACCAUCCGCCCAAGACCGAAUCCAACUCUUGAUUUUGCGCAUUCGCAAUCUGUGAAGAGAUAUGACUUGAACGAAUCCCCUUAUGAAAAAUGA
This is a messenger RNA of Penicillium mononematosum, 1167 nucleotides long. RefSeq lists its product as uncharacterized. The transcript has a single exon. Lineage: Eukaryota; Fungi; Ascomycota; Eurotiomycetes; Eurotiales; Aspergillaceae. The record is from RefSeq and is a predicted model, not a curated record. The coding region runs from base 1 to 1167 and encodes 388 amino acids.